Molecule: messenger RNA, 3049 nt
Organism: Phyllopteryx taeniolatus (common seadragon)
Lineage: Eukaryota; Metazoa; Chordata; Actinopteri; Syngnathiformes; Syngnathidae
Gene: foxj1a
Product: forkhead box J1a
Exons: 4
Coding region: 36-1529 (497 amino acids)
Biological process (GO): regulation of DNA-templated transcription
Molecular function (GO): DNA-binding transcription factor activity; sequence-specific DNA binding
Source: RefSeq, a predicted model, not a curated record
AGCAUGCAGUUCGUUGGUCGCGUUAAAGUGUCUCCAUGGCAACGGGUGGGCCAAUGGGCGUGCGGCAGAUUGUUUACAAGGGGGCGUGGCCGCGGUUGCCACGGUUACGUGUUCAGGUAUUAAAGUGUCGCUGCGGGCUGCGCGUCGUCUUCGUUCACUUGCGUGGCUCUUUGGUCACGCACGCACACGCACGUACGGGCAAGCGGGUGCGCGCGCAUUUCACACGGAGGAGAGACGCUUCACUGCAGUCACGAGGUGAGGAAGGUGAAGAAGAGGAGGAGAUCGUCACGGCGAUGAUGAGCAUGGAUCCGGGCCACCUGGGGGGUUCCGAGGAGUGCGAGGCUCUGGAGGAGGUUCUGGUGGUGGCGGCUGCCCAGGCGGAGGCCCAGGCGGAGGCCCAGGCGGCGGCGGCGGCGGGGGGAUCCUGGGGCGGCGGCGCCACUUUGGACGACAGCCUGACCAGCCUGCAGUGGCUGCAGGACUUCUCCAUCCUGGGGGGCGGCGCGCCGCCGCUCGCGCCCGGCGUACCCACGGCGGCCGCCUACAGCCGCCUGCGGCCGCUGCCCGCCAUCGUGGCGCGCGGGCACUGCCCCGACGAGGUGGACUACAAGACGGAUGCGGGCGUCAAGCCGCCGUACUCGUACGCGCACCUCAUCUGCAUGGCCAUGAAGCACAGCAAGACCAGCAAGAUGACCCUGGCCGGCAUCUACAAGUGGAUCACAGACAACUUCUGCUACUUCAGACAUGCAGAGCCCACCUGGCAGAACUCGAUCCGCCACAACUUGUCCCUCAACAAGUGCUUCAUCAAAGUUCCUCGUCAGAAGGAUGAGCCGGGAAAGGGCGGGUUCUGGAAGAUCGAGCCGCUGUACGCCGAGCGCCUCCUGAGCGGCGCCUACAAGAAGCGCCGCAUGCCGCCCGUCAGGAUCAACCCGGCGCUGCAGAGCCGGCUGGGGCUCGCCGUGCGGUCGCCCACCGCCGCCAGCCCCGCGGGCGCCCUGUGCGUGGACCCCCAGUCCCAGCGGCUCCUGCGGGAGUUCGAGGAGGCCACAGAGCAGAGCUGGGACACCCGCCCGGCCGAGGGCACCAUGCUGGGGUCCUGGCCCGUCCCUCGGGGCGGCGCCAAGAGGAAGUCGGGCUGCAGGAGCGGCGGAGGCAAGACCCCCCGCCGCUCCAGCUCCCCCCUGCUCUCCUUGGACGAGCAGAAGGAGAGCGGCCCCCUCAAGGGCGACUUCGAUUGGGACGCCCUGCUGGACUCGGCGCUCAGUGGCGAGCUCAGCCUGGAUGCCGGCGACGCCCUAGGCCCUGACAUCAAGGAAGAGGAGCUGAUCGUGGCGGGCGGCGCCCCCGUGGGGUCCCCGGCUGACGCGCUGGCCGAGUCCCAAAAGUCCUUUCUGGGCUCCGCCUUCCUGGAAAGCCCCUGGCCGGAGGAAGAGGCGGAGUCGGAGCGUGGUGACUUCAUGUGUGGCGCAGGCGUCAACCUGGAGCAACUGUUUGACCUUGCCGAGGCCCCGGCGGACCCGCUGCUCUGAGGUCGCCCGGACCCUACGCCCCAAGCUUUUGAUACUCACGUGACUUCCUGUUUACAUCGCAUGAUUGAAAGCCACCCAGAUUUCGCAUUUCUUCCGUCCAUUUUCUAUAUUCCCUUUUCUUGAGUUAUGCUGGGAUCAGACCACAGGAUUUGAGCCCCGUUAUUGGCCUGAUUUGAUUUUUCAGGUUGGGCCCAACAUUUUUUGUAGUGUGACAUUAUCCACGACCAACGAUUUGGCCCUAUGAGCGCUCCACCACGUCAAAAUGAAAAGUCUAGCAUGUUUGAUUUUUUUGGAUAUCUUCUGUGUCGUUUGCCAUAUGAACAAGAAACCUCCGACAUAGUGCCUUGACAUCGACCAUUAGGAAUGCAUCUUGUAACGGCGCAUGGCCUCCCUUUCUUGCCGUUGUCAAACUUUAGCGCGUGAAUCGACAGAACGCCGGCUUAAUGUUUACGUACAAACGUUAGUGCUAGCACUAGCUGGCUACAUAAUGUUAUGUUGUCUGUUGCUAGCUGAACUAAAAGUGCGUGAACAUGAUCUCAUGCUCUCCUUGACGAACGGACAGCCCAACCCUCAUCUCCGGACCACAACACACAAAGUUUUUGUCUUAUUUUUGUUCUUUUUUCCCCCCAAUACAAAACAUUGACGCAAUUCAAACUAGUGUUGUUGUUGCCGCCAUGGUAACGGUUGUAUCUGGUAGCGGUGACACAUUUUCUGGUCCUGCCUCCCCCGACGGUGUUUGAUUUGACAAGAUUGUCCCAAUUAUCGUAAAAGACGGCAAACGGUGAUAUAUGUCGUGCAUUGUUACCAGUGUUCUGACGGAGACACGACACGGUUUGAUCACAGUAGUCUGACAUUGUAGCACCGCGAGAGACCACAUUUGUCUUGUAGUCUCAUCCAGGCAUCAGUGAGCGGGAGGCUAAAUCCAUCCAUCCAUCCAUCCAAGCAACAAUAAAUAAAUGGAUUGUUGGACGCAUAGAUGAAUGGAUCCAAAAAUGCAUCCGUCCGUUCUUCCUUCCAGUUCAGGGUCCGAUCCCAGCAGAGCCUGGUCACACCCCGGACUGGUCGCCCGCCAAUCGCAGGACACAUAUAGACAAACAAGUUUCUCAUCUUCCAUGAAGCUAACAUGCUAACAAAGGAGCGGAGCCUGAACCUCACAAGUGUGAGGCCGACGUGCUAACCGCUUGUCUGCCGUGACUGACAUCGAUUGACAAGUCAUCCAAAUUCUUUCUGUUGAUGCCACUCGCCACCGUUGUCGCGUGCUCAAGUUGAACUUCAAAGGAUGUAAAAAAACACCAAAGGUCCUGCUUUGGCCCCGCCUCCUCAGUCCACAGGCUCUACUUCCUGUCGCAACAUCACGUUGUCGUUGGUUAGCGUUUGCCAAAUGAUGCGUUUGUCAACUUUGUGGAGUUUUUCAAGACAACAUCAAAAUGAUGACGUUUGCUCACGUGACCUGCGAACACACAUGACGAAGGUUUGCAGAAAGGGCAGGGAGUCACAUGACUGUGACAUCGUUAUGACAU